CAUCAAAUCAUGUUGAAGGUCGGAGUUCGAACCAUCGGACGAGGCUUUGCCUCCUUUGCUCACAACGGGCGCGUGUUGAGCUCAACGACUGGUACAUCCGAGCCUCAAACGUCAGGAAAGCGUCUUCAGGGCGUGCAAGAGCUCCGCCGCAUUGUCAACAGCGAGCCGAAUGCAGGCGUCGCUUGGGACCAGGUCUGGAAGCAGAAGGUCACGCCUUGGGUCCAAGCUACGUCCGCCCCAGCGCUCCUGGAGCUCAUCGAGCAAAACCAGCUGCCAGGCGGCCGAGCGCUCGUCCCAGGAUGCGGUCAUGGCAACGAUGUGUUUGCUCUCGCUGAGCCAGGCAAGCGUACUGUCAUUGGACUUGAUAUCUCGCCAACCGUGAUUGCACAGUGCGAAAAGACCCGCGAAGAACGCAACAUUCCAAAGGAAAGUGCUCAGUUUCUGUCUGCUGACUUUUUCACGUACGCCCCAGCAAAGUCGUUCAACGUGAUUUACGACUACACCUUCCUCGGAGCCCUCCCGGCCAACUUGCACUCGGCGUGGGCGUCACAAAUGCACAAAUUGUUGGACGACAGUGGCGAGCUGGUGACUGUCAUUUUCCCCGUUGACGGUCACGAGGGCGGCCCACCCUACGCAAUGUCGCCCGAGCAAACCAUCAAUCUGCUGACACCCUUAGGCUUCCGCUGCAUUCAUCUUCGUCCAGUCACCAAGGCUCAUAAAGGACGCGAAAAUAUUGAGUGGCUUGGUCGCUGGAAAAAGUCGCAGUAAAUACAAAAGAGUAUUGAUUCAAAA
Messenger RNA from Capsaspora owczarzaki ATCC 30864, 792 nucleotides. RefSeq lists its product as hypothetical. The transcript has 6 exons. Bases 10 to 768 code for a protein of 252 amino acids. Gene Ontology annotation, molecular function: S-adenosylmethionine-dependent methyltransferase activity. NCBI's taxonomy places the organism in Eukaryota, Filasterea, Ministeriida, Capsasporidae. The record is from RefSeq and is a predicted model, not a curated record.